UCCAAUCGCAUAUAUUUUUCACGCUUAUCGCGAAAGGAAUCUGCAAAUUAAUGAACAAGUAUAAAAAAAAAAUCGAAUGGACAGUCGAACGAACGGGAAUAUUCGAGCGGGAAUAAAUAAUUGCCCGGGGCAUCGAAGCGUAAGCGUUGAUAAGAAAAAGAAACUCAUUUCGAUAAGCGCGCGAACAAAAGGGGAGGCGAUAAAAAAAAUAAAUUUUUCUGCCGAGAAAGAGAGAGAAAAUCUCGACCUUCGUGCUGUCGCGCGUGGACAAAAGGAAUACCGAAACGGGUUAAAGGACCGAACCGGACGCCGCGAACGCGCAUCCGGUUGCGUUCGCGUGAUUCCCCCCCUCGCCCGGUCCGUCCGCGCCUCCCCCUGAUUGGCCUGUCGCGCCGCGUCUGUCAAAAUCGGCGAGUGGCUCGCGACGGUGGUUCUCGCGUCGCGGGUAGGAUGUGAAGAGGAGGAGGAAGAGAACCGGCCUGGUCGCGCGCGUCCCGCCGAAGCGAGGAGGUAGCUACACGAGACGUGACGUGACGGUGACGUGACGUGACGGGACGAGACGACGCGUUGAUUCGCGGGGGAAGAAGCGAACACGACGCGCCUGAUCGACGAUUACCGAAGGAUGCGUCGGGCGAUCGGCGUCCAUUUGUCCCGAUAACGACGACGUGGUGCUGGAGGUGGGUGACGAGGUGAAGGAGGAGGAAGAGAGUGACAGCAACAUCGCGAGCACUGCCGUCGUCGUCGUCGUCGUUUAUCAUCGUCGUCAGCGAUGGCCGCCACUGCCGUCGACGAGGUCGUCCUCGAGGAGCUGAGAACCGAGAUCGAACGGCUGUCGCGCGAGCUCGACUUGGCCUCCACCGAGAAAAUACAAUCGGCGCAAUACGGACUCGCGCUGCUCGAGGAGAAGUCGGCCCUGCAGCAGCGAUGCAACGACUUCGAGGCCCUCUACGAAAACACGAAGCACGAGCUGGAAAUCACGCAGGAGGCCCUCGCAAAGUUCCAGACAACUACAAAGAUAACUGCAAAGACUGGCAUCGAACAAGAAGAGAGUCUUCUUAGUGAGAGUGCCGCUCGGGAAACAUCUCUGCAAUUGCAGAUUAUUGAAUUGGAAAACGAAACAAAACAGUUACGUCAUGAGUUGGAACGAGUGGAAGCGGAACGCGACCACGCGCUGCAGGAACGCGAGGAGGUCGGCAAAGAUCACCAGCAAGCAGAGACGGAACGCAAAUCGUUACGAACGAAAUUACGGGACUGCAGGUUCCGCGAGACUCGUCUGCUUCAGGAUUACUCCGAAUUGGAGGACGAAAAUAUCUCCCUGCAGAAGCAAGUGUCGGGUUUGCGAUCCAGUCAGGUAGAAUUUGAGGGUGCCAAACAUGAAAUUCGAAGACUCACGGAGGAGGUCGAGCUACUAAACAGCCAAGUGGAAGAACUGACAAACUUGAAGAAGAUAGCGGAGAAGCAGAUGGAAGAAGCGUUGGAGUCUCUACAGGCGGAGCGCGAGGCCAAGUACGCCCUGAAAAAAGAAUUAGAUCAGAGAAUCAAUAGCGAAUCAAUCUACAAUCUCAGCAACCUCGCGCUUUCCAUCCGAGGUAUCACGGAGGAUCAGACGAUAUGCAGCGAUGGCGAAGACGAUUCGCCUGCGCUGCGUAGAAUCGAGGCGGAUCUAAAGACGCAAGAACCAGGCACGUCUGCGACCGACAAGCAGGUCGAUCUAUUCUCCGAGAUUCAUUUGAACGAAUUGAAGAAAUUGGAAAAGCAAUUGGAACUCGCGGAGACCGAGAAAGCUCAUUUAACGCAAAACCUACGCGAGUCGCAGUACGCAGUCGAGAAGAGCCAGGCGGAAUUGCAAUCGUUCGUUGCACGAAUAGUGCAGCUGGCAGCGCAUGUGCAAUCGUUACAUCAUCUUCACUCAAAGUUGCCGGAGGAACAGAGCGAAGAAGCAACAUUGGAUAAACUCAAUCAGGCUAUUGUACAAUAUCAUCAAUGGAGCACCAUGUCCGCUCGCGAAGUUAACCAGUUGCAGAAAGAUCUGGCAGAAUUGGAGAACGGUUUAACCGUAUCCGAUUCCACGCAACAGCUAAGAACAGAGCUGACAAAUUUGAGAAACAAGAUACCCGAGUCAGAGAAGAGCCUUCGAGAAAAGCUCUUGGAUACGGAACAAAGGAGCAUGCAGCUCGAAUCGGACGUAUCCACCUUGUCAAAACUUACCGCGGAAGCGGGCGGUUUCCUCGAUUCUGCUCAGAACAAUUUGCAGAACCUAUCCGACGAGCUCGCACAGCUCUAUCAUCACGUGUGUACCGUUAACGGCGAGACUCCCUCGAGAGUGGUGUUGGAUCACGAGAAAUCGGAGAUUGUGCCCGAAAAGGAAGAGGAGAACGGUAAGAUGGAUUGGUGUCGAACUCUAUUCAAGACCGACAUCAAGAUUAAAGAUCUAGAAAGUCUCAGCAAAUCAAAAGAAAUUGCAAAGCACAUAGAGACUGCGAUGGACCAAAUAAAAUAUCUUAGAAGCGCUGUCGAACACACAAUCGAAUUGUCCAAAGUUAAGGGAAUGCAGCCCACCAUCUGCAAUGUUUGCGAAACUUCUGUCAAUGAGAAUAAGGCGGAAGUAGCAGAUCUUCAAGAACAAGUCAUUAGAUUAAAGGCCUUGUUGUCCGCUAAACGGGAGCAGGUUGCUACCUUAAGAACAGUGCUUAAAUCAAAUAAAAAUACGGCAGAAGUAGCGUUAACGAAUCUAAAGAGCAAAUACGAAAACGAGAAGAGUAUCGUUAAUGAGACAAUGCUCAAAUUAAGGAAUGAGCUUAGAAUGUUGAAGGAAAAUGCCGCGACAUUUUCGAGUCUGCGUGCAAUGUUUGCUGCACGCUGCGAAGAAUACGUGACGCAAGUGGAUGAGCUUCAGCGGCAGCUUGCCGUGGCAGAGGACGAUCGGAAGACGCUAAACCAAUUGCUGCGGUUAGCAGUGCAACAGAAGCUCGGUCUCACCAUGAAGCUGGAGGAACUCGAAGUCGAUCGAGAACUGCGGAAUACCAGAAGACACGCCGCCGGCGCAAACGGACGCGGUAGACCGCGACUGUCGCAACAGACGAACCGUCCCCACUUAGGCAGAGAUUUCUUCUAGAAAAUGAUGAAGAUGUGGAGUAAGAUAUUCUGAGAGAAGCGAGAAUUUUGAAAACCUUUUCGAAUUUUUCUACCGCUCGUUGUUGGGGCCGAAGGAUUGUGUGUAGUGAGUAUACAAUUGACUUCUCCUUUGUUAGAGUGACUUCCCACAGUCACGGUACAUGUACAUCACAAUAAUCGUUGCUGCAAAUUUUGUGAAACGUAUUUUUACAAAGAGAUGGACGCGACACAUGAUAAGUGUUUGAGAAAAAAAAAGGAAAUGAUGACGCCGUCCUCACUAGAUACGGGAGAGAAUCGUGCUCGGUAAACGGGAAAUAAAUUGGCUACGUUUUGAAGGUUUCGAAAUGUUCAGUUUCAUACUCUACGAAUUUUGCUCCAUAUCAUAGAGUCUCUUUAGGGAGUCUCUGCCUUGUGUUACCACUAUUGUUAGAAGAAUUUAAGGAGUGUAGGAUAUACACUUUCGUUGAGGGUGUCCGCGGGUCGCGGAGUCGCCGCGUGCGAGUUUAAUGCGAAUUCUACGUUCUAUGAUACGCGUUUAGCUGCGUUAAACUGUCAAGUGCAUUAGAUUAACGCGAACGAUCCAUUCUCGAUCGUUUUGUACAGAGAAAAAGCUCUACAUUUUAAAACUUUGAUUUUUGUGUUCUAUCAUUGCUUUAGCACACUUAUUUAUUACGUACUCUAACAUAUUCAUUAUCGCCUCGACAAUUUAGAGGAUAUUCUGUUGAUGGUUGGUAUAUAGCAUGAUAAUCAUCUCCGGAACGUUUCGUCAAGGACAAAAACGUAUAUUAAAAGGAGAAGACGCACGAAAGAAAUAUCGUAUAUCGUUUGUAGUUAGUGCGGAAAACGGCAAAUUUUACAUUACAUACCACAUAGAGACAAUAUUAAUAUCUCGCGCAUGUGACCGGUAGAGUUUAUAAUCAAAGUAGCGAAAUGGAAUAUCGUAGUAGCAAGUAGAUUUGAAAAUUUUAAACGAUAAAAAAACCAAUAGGGGAACCUAUCUUCCAAGUAGGAUACCUCAGGUCACAUCUCCGCCACAGAAAUGACACUCAAAUGCAUCAAUAGAUCUAUCCACGCCCUCUUAUUUGGUAAUUAAUCUUUUUUUAUGCACGAACCGUUUCUUAUUCGAUCGGAUCAUAGAAAUAUUUCGAUAUGUUGGAAAUGGAACAACCGAUGCUAUCUUCUAUGUAUUUUGGAAAAUAAUCAAAGAACUACAUAUGAAUACUAGAAAAGUAAUAUUAUAAAAAAUAUCAGUUGUUGUUGUGUCUAUUAAAAAAAUUACGUUAAAGAAAUUGAGCUUUUAAAUCUUAGACUCAUGAUUUUAGACAGCUUCAUCCACGACGAUUUUCUUCUACUUUCGAGGCACGGGGUCGAUUGUUUCAGUUCCAAGAUAUAUUACAAAUAAUUAUCUUUUAUCGUUGAAGAUCGGUAUACGUUUUCACAAUCUCGUUGUUAGCUAUAGAAUAUGCAAUGUACGGUUCCUCGUUCUUUUGUUAACAAUUUUAUUGUAGUAAAUGCGGCCUAAACGGGCUUUAAAUCAAUUGAUUUCUCGGCAGCUUGUUGAAUUUACACUUCUUAUCGUGUUUUUUACUGGAGUUAAGUAUUACACCUAAUUAUUGUAUUCGAAGCAGCUAUUCGAUACGAGUUUUAUCAUAUUAUAUUUAUUCCUAUGUAUACAUUUUUUAUUGUAACGUAAAGCGUUUGUAUGCACUUUUAAUAGUUCGUUGACGCAUAAUAAUCGCUGAUCUCGACGGGGUCACGAAAAGGUUCUUUAUUUUAUAAAAGGACGCACGCAUAUAGCUCCGAUUACUAGUUUUUAUUGAUUAUCGCUGUCUUGUCACUUUUGUGAAAGUAUAAGUAUCGUGAUAAAAUUGUGCUCAGUGCAUUUCGCAGAAUGCUCUUUUACUUUGACAUUUUCCGUAAAUAUGUCCGUACGUUCUCUUCUAGUUAUACAUAGAUUUAUAAUUUAUAGUCCGCCGUUGCGUAAAGCAGUCAUUCCAAUUAAAACACUCGAUUAUGUAACUGCCCGAUAUAUUGUGAAUCUUCUGAGCAGUGUCGAUAUUAGUAUUUUAUACAUAUAUUAACUAUUUUAUAUAUAUAUAUUUUUUACAUAUAUAUUUAAUAGUUGAUUAUCAUAAUUGUUAAGAUGUGCACAUAAUUGAGAUACAUUGAACGUAAUGGAGCAUUCUGUGCAAAUAAAUUUGCACAUGUAUUUAUAACUGAAUGCUAUCAUGAAUUGGCUUCAAUCAAAUCUGUUAUCAUGGCUAUUGCUAUAUAUUAUUAUUACUAUUUAUUAUUAUUAUUGCUAUCUUUUAUUAUUAGUGCAAUUGUAUAUUUAUUGUCCUAAUCAUUGCCUGUCGACUUCGCGAUAAGACAAAUACCUAAAGAGAAUUUAUCGAGCGUUUAUUAAUUAAUUAUCACUAUUAUAAUAUAUCUAUAUCGUGUCGUCUUUAUAUCGCGCGUCACCUGUGUCUAAGACGUGUAUCACGAAUGAAGAUCCUCAUUGAUGAAGAUUUCUCAUUUUAUACAAUUUAACGUUGACGAUAUUCGAUGUUGAUAUUCGGAAUAAAGCAUUUUUUCAGAUUUUUA
Camponotus floridanus (Florida carpenter ant) is the source of this 5700-nucleotide messenger RNA. It is a transcript of the gene BicD, whose product is annotated as protein bicaudal D. The coding region runs from base 770 to 3115 and encodes 781 amino acids. The transcript is spliced from 8 exons. NCBI's taxonomy places the organism in Eukaryota, Metazoa, Arthropoda, Insecta, Hymenoptera, Formicidae. The record is from RefSeq and is a predicted model, not a curated record. Gene Ontology annotation, biological process: protein localization to organelle; microtubule anchoring at microtubule organizing center; regulation of microtubule cytoskeleton organization. Gene Ontology annotation, cellular component: Golgi apparatus; cytosol. Gene Ontology annotation, molecular function: dynactin binding; cytoskeletal adaptor activity; dynein complex binding.